Colletotrichum godetiae is the source of this 730-nucleotide messenger RNA. RefSeq lists its product as uncharacterized. Bases 73 to 441 code for a protein of 122 amino acids. The record is from RefSeq and is a predicted model, not a curated record. NCBI's taxonomy places the organism in Eukaryota, Fungi, Ascomycota, Sordariomycetes, Glomerellales, Glomerellaceae. The transcript is spliced from 2 exons.
GAACCAGCCAAGUACAGCUGUUGAUUCGUACAUGAGCUAGACUGAAACGUUGGAAACAAGAGACUUACAAAAAUGCGUUUUGCCACCUCCAUGACCAUUUUCUUCCUUGCCGCAGCCGCCCAGGCCAGCGUCGCCCAGCAGGACGAACCUUACGCCAUAGCCGCGCGGGCCGACACGGACGAGCCCGUGGCCACGCUGGAGAAGAAGGAAGAGACAGGUUUGGAUAAGAGGGCCUGCAAGUACAACGGGUGCAAGUGCGACAGCAAGAACAAGCAACUCACCGUCUGCGGCAACUGCGUCUGGAGCCGCGACAGAGGUUAUGUCGUGACGAGCAAGAGGAUCGCCAAUCACAUUUACGAGUGCUCGCCCAGCGGCAGAUGCUGCGACUACGGUGUCGCCCAUGACUGCGGCUCCCUCUCUGCUCGGUGCAUUGUGAACUAAGUGGGUGGCGGCCACUACACUUAUUGUCUGAAGGGGUCAGAGAAAGGAGGAGAAUGAGCUGUCAUCUCGGGUUCGCGGCAAAAGUUGUGUUUGAAGGUGUCGUCUCAAGUCUGUAUUUACCUCGAGUCACUCGCUCAAGUUGGCUUAGAUCGUGGGAUUUGAUUCACUGAAGUUGCAGAGGAAACAAAAAUCGGUAAAAAACCAUUGGAGGCAAUUAUAGUUCCAUGCAGGAGUGAAGUGCGUAAAGUUGCAUGUUCCUGGUUCGAGACACUUAUAAGGCAAGACGAGG